UAUAGCGAAGAAAAAAUUAAAGAGCUUGAAACGAAAAUUAGAAAGCUGGAAUUUGAUCUAAAUGCCGAAGAACAGAAAAAGGAAAGUUUGAAAUUACAAAUCCAAGAUUUUGUUAGAAGAUUAUCGGUAGCUUUGGGAGCUGAUUUGUUAGAUUUCGCGUAUAUUAACUCAGAAUCACUGUUCCAUAAAGCAGCUGAAUUAAUCCAGGAAACCGCAAGACUGCGCAACAAAAUAUGUUCCAUUCAAGAUACUUUAGGCUCAGUAGAACUGGACCUUAAGAACUGUAGAGAAAAUUUGGAGCGUUCUUUGCUCGAAAAAGAAAGCCUCCAUCGUCAAUGCACAGCUCAAGUCAUGGAAAUAGAUAGACUGAAACAGGAGAAGCAGACCGUAGAGAUGCAACAUCGAGUACUAGAGCGGGAGUUUGUAGAUGUCAAGAAUGAGUUGGCGGCAUCCAACAGAAGUCUUGAUAAGGCUACUGGAACGAUAGGGCAACAUGAAACUAUGAUUUGUCAAAUGAGAGAUGAUUUAGCACUUAAAGAAGAAAAAAUCCAAAGACUGUCAACCGACCACAAACAUAUUCUAGAUUCUGUAGCAAUUCUUCUCAGCACACCUGCCAGAUUUGUCGAUUCAUCGGAAACUUCCAUUAAGGAUCGGAUACUUGAACUUAUGAACGACAAUAACGACAAAUCAGUUCAAGUGGAGAGGCUGCGGGAAAAACUAACGGCAGAGAGUCAACAGCUAGCUCGAUAUGUGUCCCUCUACGACCAGGCUACCGUGAAGAUUAGAUCGCUGGAAGAUGAAAAAACUCAUAUGGAUGCACAACUGCAGAAGGCCGACACAGAAAUUAACGCUUGCGAGAUUUCAAGAGAUGCCUUGAUAAGAGAUAAAUCUACGUUUGUCAAUUUUCUUGAACGUCUUGCAAGAGCAUUGAACAUGAAUGAGAUUUCCCAAGAUCUGGGAAUUGACCUUCACACCGAGACCAUAUUAAUGAGGGCUGAACAACUGGCUAGAUUGGAGAGUGAAAAAUUAGUAGACAAGGUAAGAUAUAAUAACUGUGAAGAAGAAUAG
Diabrotica balteata is the source of this 1068-nucleotide messenger RNA. The record is from the annotation of a GenBank genome assembly. NCBI's taxonomy places the organism in Eukaryota, Metazoa, Arthropoda, Insecta, Coleoptera, Chrysomelidae.